AUGGUCAAUUUCAACUCUCAUAGUAUUGAUUUGAAGCUUCUUUUGUGCAAGAGCGGAACUACUUUAUUCAUAACUAUCAAACUCGUUGCGAUGUCAGGCGAUUCCAGCCCAGAAAGACUCUUCCGAGUUACAGUCUUCUUCAAACGCAAACCAGGCAUGACAGAAGAAGAGUUCAAUCAUCAUUGGGAGAACGUUCAUGGACCUUUAGUAGCUGACUGGGCUGUCAAGCAUGGCAUCGUCCAGUAUACACAAUUUUUCACACCGUCUCAUCUUCGCCAGAGAAUUACCUCCAAUGUGCCAUCUGCAGGUGUUCUCGAUUACGACUCCGGAGUCGAUUGGUAUGUUCGUGAUUAUGAUGCGUACGAAAGAGCCUACGAGGAUCCAUAUUAUCUAGAAGUGAUUGAGCCUGAUGAGUGGAACUUUAUUGAUAAAAGUGGUGGGGAAACAGGCGGUAUUGCUACUGCUGUAAGCACUUUGGGGGUGUGCAGAGAUAUCGUCAGGGACGGGAAAAGCAUGGUUGGAAAACCAGUACUAGACCAGCGGCAAAAGGAUCUACUAGAAUCAUCUAUUGAAUAG
This is a messenger RNA of Glarea lozoyensis ATCC 20868, 576 nucleotides long. RefSeq names its product Dimeric alpha+beta barrel. Gene Ontology annotation, molecular function: oxidoreductase activity. NCBI's taxonomy places the organism in Eukaryota, Fungi, Ascomycota, Leotiomycetes, Helotiales, Helotiaceae. The record is from RefSeq and is a predicted model, not a curated record. Bases 1 to 576 code for a protein of 191 amino acids. The transcript is spliced from 3 exons.